This is a messenger RNA of Nerophis ophidion (straightnose pipefish), 5773 nucleotides long. It is a transcript of the gene spi1b, whose product is annotated as Spi-1 proto-oncogene b. NCBI's taxonomy places the organism in Eukaryota, Metazoa, Chordata, Actinopteri, Syngnathiformes, Syngnathidae. Gene Ontology annotation, cellular component: nucleus. Gene Ontology annotation, molecular function: DNA-binding transcription factor activity, RNA polymerase II-specific; sequence-specific DNA binding. Bases 302 to 1087 code for a protein of 261 amino acids. Gene Ontology annotation, biological process: regulation of transcription by RNA polymerase II; cell differentiation. The record is from RefSeq and is a predicted model, not a curated record. The transcript has 5 exons.
GUUUCUCAAGCAGUAGACACACUCUGGUGCUUCCAGCCACACAUAUUUACAGAAGUUCAAAGUUCUUCUUUUGUUCCACAGCUAAACCGUGUGUCCUUUGCAUUUGAUCAUCGCUGAAGGCCGCUCGGACUUGUCGAGGCCACAAGAGUUGAACUACACAGUACGAGACUCCGCCGAUGGGACGGUUUUGGUUAUCGUUGAGCGAGAGGAAAUUUUGAAACGUUGUGCAAUGGUGCUGCAAAAAUUUUGAAAGGUUGUGAGACGCAUUCGGUUUGCAAAGCGGUUUGGAAAAGAAGCCUCCAUGUUGCAUCCCUACAGAAUGGAGACCUACCUCAUACCACCUCCCUCGGAGGAAAUCUACGACCCUGAGAUGUACAUACAAAUACCAGAUUAUUAUAAUUCAUAUGUUCUGGAUGCAGAGAUGCAGCCAGAUCAUUGGGACUAUCGCACUCACCCUCAUGCACACCCAGUCGAGUUCGACAACCUCCAGGAAACAAACUUCACCGAGUUGCAGAGUGUGCAGUCACUGCACCCGCCAAGCCUGAUUCGACAUGACGCCAUGCGUUACGACGCAGAGAGUCUGCUGGAGCCAAAUCUGGGGGCCCAUUCUCACAUGCUGCAGCAACAUGUUUUUCCACGGACUAUGUAUUCAACACAUAUGUCCCAGCGCAGCACUGAUGAUGACGAGCAUGAAGGUCAAAGUCCCCCUUUGGAGGUCUCUGAUGAGGAGUGCCUCAGAGAUCAAAUACCUUAUGUUUCACACGGAGAGAUGGGCAACAAAAAAAAGAUCCGUUUGUACCAGUUCCUGUUGGACCUUUUGAGGAUCGGCGACAUGAAGGAUAGCAUCUGGUGGGUGGACAGAGACAAGGGAACCUUCCAGUUUUCGUCCAAACACAAGGAGGCUCUCGCACACCGCUGGGGAAUCCAGAAGGGCAAUCGCAAAAAAAUGACCUAUCAGAAAAUGGCGAGGGCUUUGCGCAACUACGGCAAAACCGGAGAAGUGAAAAAGAUCAAGAAGAAACUGACAUACCAGUUCAGUGACGAGGUGCUUGGGAAGAGUCAUUUUGAAAGAAAGCCAUACAUGUAGACACAAGACUGGAUCGUGCAAAUGUGGUGACUUUUGGGUUCUGGUAUCAGUGGUCACUUAAAGAUACCAUUGUUUGUAAAUAGCAUUAAAAAAACGUCAGUGAAAGUAAAUAGAGGGAACGAGCAGGUUAAUGAUGGUAUUAUGUAGAACAUUUAUACCCCCCAGCACACACAAAUACAGCAAAUGGACAUGUGCGGUCUAUCCAUCCAUCCUUUCUCUCUAGUCUUUAUUUUGUCAGGCUCAUGGGACAGCUUUAGUUUAUCCCGUCUGACUUUAGCCAGUAUAUAUUUUCAAAGGUAUACUGUUUAUGUACGCCAAGGUUAUUUAACUGGCAGCCCAAGGGCCCAAUCAGGCGCUGGAAAGACACCAGACAGUUCAAAUCAAAACUUGGGAGACAAACAUUUUUUGAAGCAAAUUCCUGAAAACACUGGAGUCCCCCAGUUGUAGAGGUGAACUUGGACCGCUGUGAACUCAUUGGCAGAACCUUGCAUUGACACUUUAACCUUGCUAGCAAAACGUUGGACACUGGGGUCCGAAUGUGUUAUUUACGUAACAAAGGCGUUCCACAAGGCACCUCUGUAAGUCCCCAUUUUUUUCGGUAGUGUACUUUUUUUGUAAUGUGAUUUAUGUAACUUAGGUGUUGCUGUAGCUUGUUUACUUCAGAUGCAUUAGUAGUCUCUUGUUCAACGUUUUUAGUUACACUAGUAGUGUUCCAUUUUAGGUACUCUCAUUUUCUUCAUGUGGGCUGGUUAUCUGGUGGCCUGUAAGUUCAGUUAAAAAAACCUUAUGAGAAACUAACAUCUUUUCAGAAGGUCCUUAAAAACAGCAUAACCAAAAUCAUUUGGAUAAAUAUCCCUUAAGUCAGGGGUCGGCAACCCAAAAAUGAUGAAAGAGCCAUAUUGGACCAAAAAUGCAAACACAAAUCCACCUGGAGCCGCAAAAAAUUAAAAGCCAUAUUACAUACAGAUAGUGUGUCAUGAGAUAUAAAUUGAAUUAAGAGGACUUAAAGGAAACUAAAUGAGCUCAAAUAUACCUACAAGUGAGGCAUAAUGAUGUAAUAUGUACAUACAGCUAGCCUAAAUAGCAUGUUAGCAUCGAUUAGCUUGCAGUCAUGCAGUGACCAAGUAUGCCUGAUUGGCACUCCACAUAAGUCAAUAACAUCAACAAAACUCCCCUUUUUGCAUUCUUGCCCAACAUACUUGCCAACCCUCCCAGAUUUCCCGGGAGACUCCCGAAAUUCAGGGCUUCUCCCGAAAACCUCCCGGGACAAAUUUUCUUCCGAAAAUCUCCCGAAAUUCAGGCGGACCUGAGUGACGUGUAUAAAGAGUGUGUCUGCUCAAUGACGUUAUAACUGUAGAAUGAUCGAGGGCGAAUUCAUAGUUUCUUAUGUGAGUUUAUUGUUAGGCAGUUUCAUUAAGGUCCUCCCAGCACGGUAAAACAACACACAACAACAGCAGUCCGUUUUCGUCUACGGUAAAGCAGUUCAUCUGCCUAAACAGCAAUGUUGUGACACUCUUAAACAGGACAAUACUGCCAUCUACUGUACAUGCAUAUGGUUAGAAAAACAAGGAUGGACAAUUCAAACCUUAACUCAACAAUGAGUAGAUGUGUGUUAUGUGUGUGUAAAUGUGUAAAUAUCAUAUAUAUAUAUAUAUAUAUAUAUAUAUAUAUAUAUAUAUAUAUAUAUAUAUAUAUAUAUAUAUAUAUAUAUAUAUAUAUAUGAAAUACAUGACUUGGUGAAUCUAGCGGUAAAUAUAGAAUAGAAUAGAAUAGAAUAGAAUGUAUUUUAUUGAUCCCUGGGGGAAAUUCAGCACCAGUUUGCUCACAAUAAACAAUGAUAAUAAUAUAAUAUAUAUAUAAUAUAUUAUAUAUAAUAUAUGAAUAAUAAAAAUAUACUCCUCCCCUCUUAACCACGCCCCUGCCCCACCCCCCAUCUCCCGAAAUUGGAGGUCUCAACGUUGGCAAGUAUGUUGCCCGAUGUUAAAAGUUUGGUGGCCCGAUGUUAAAAGUUUGGUGGACAAAAUGAGACAGAAAAAGAAGUGGCAUAAAACACGUCUUAAAAAGUCGGAGUAAGUUACACAUGUACACAAACUACGGUGAGUUCAGGACCGCCAAAUUUAGUAGGACAAAACGGCAUUCACCAAAUAUUCGAUUCAGUGAAGCAUGUUUAAUAUAAACAAUGUGCUUUAUAACAAUUAGGGAGGUUUGUGUCAUGUUUGUCCUCCUACAGAAACCAUAUUAAAACAAAAAAUAUGUAUUUUUUCCCCCUAAUCUUUUUCCUUUUUUCAUAUAUAUUUUUGAAAAAGCUCCAGAAAGCCAGUAGGGCGGUGCUAGAGAGCCGCAUGCGACUCCAGAGCCGCGGGUUGCCGACCCCCAUCUUAGGUACACCGCGUACAUCAUUCUUUGACACAUGUUGUUCGUCCCAAAUUUAUUAUUGUGUGGAAAUGUCAGAAAAUCUAUUCCUUUUCUUCUUCCCUCCUUUGUAGCCAAGAUUAUGAUGUAUUUUAUUGUUGUUGUUUAUUGAGUAUGUCAUAGUGAGCUGCACAUCACACAUGCAGUACAUAACAUACAUAAAUAUCUCCAGUGAACAGUCUUGUGCUCAAUGGCAAUAUUAUUAUUUCACAAAAAAUAAAAUAAAAUGUAACUAAGAAAAUAAGAUAAAAUAUAAUAAAAUAAAAAUAUCUCAAAGGGGUAAUGGGAAGAAGUAUAAACCAUUUUAAUCCCCCCUCCCUCUUUUUUAAAUAGUUACUUUAACUAAUAUCCACGUUCAACUGGAUCCACAUACAGUGGGGCAAAAAAAGUAUUUAGUCAGCCACCGAUUGUGCAAGUUCUCCCACUUAAAAUGAUGACAGAGGUCUGUAACUUUCAUCAUAGGUACACUUCAACUGUGAGAGACAGAAUGUGAAAACAAAAAUCCAGGAAUUCACAUUGUAGGAAUUUUAAAGAAUUUAUUUGUAAACUAUAGUGGAAAAUAAGUAUUUGGUCAAUCAUUCAAAGCUCUCACUGAUGGAAGGAGGUUUUGGCUCAAAAUCUCACGAUACAUGGCCCCAUUCAUUCUUUCCUCAACAUGGAUCAAUCGUCCUGUCCCCUUAUCAGAAAAACAGCCCCAAAGCAUGAUGUUUCCACCCCCAUGCUUCACAGUAGGUAUGGUGUUCUCGGGAUGCAACUCAGUAUUCUUCUUCCUCCAAACACGACAAGUUGAGUUUAUACCAAAAAGUUCUAUUUUGGUUUCAUCUGAUCACAUGACAUUCUCCCCAUCCUCUGCUGUAUCAUCCAUGUAUCAAUUUUGGAGACAUUGAUUUUAUUUUCACAUUCUGUCUCUGACAGUUGAAGUGUACCUAUGAUGAAAAUAACAGACCUCUGUCAUCAUUUUAAGUGGGAGAACUUGCACAAUCGGUGGCUGACUAAAUACUUUUUUGCCCCACUGUAACUCAAUUUGCCCAGAACAAUGUGCUACCAAUUCUCAAUAUAUCAUUAUAAGUAAGUCAUAUAAGUCAUUCUAAUUCAUAUUCAAAAUAAGCUGGACCUCACUAUACCAAACCAAAAUAUUAGCUACCGGUAUGUACAAUUUUUUAAAAUGCUCAAUGUUUGAACAGUGUUUGAGCUCAUCACUCAGGCUGUUCCAUAUUUUCACCCCACAGACUGAGACAAAAAAACUUUUCCUUGUGCUAAGUGCGAAAGCGUGUUUAUAUAUUGCCUUUCUAUAAAUAAACGUUGAAUAUUUGCAGGCAAUUCAUAACUUAUUGCUUUAAACAUGAUUAACCCUGUCAAAUAUUCUACUAAAUCCGGGUAUUGGAACAGUUUUGACCUCAAAAAUAAGCUAUUUAUGUGCUCCUUGAAUCCCACAUUAUGGAUAAUUCUAAGUGUAUGUUAAUUUUAUAAUUAUUUCCCCAAACUUCUGCACCGUAAAUUAAGUAGGGAUAUAUGAGCAAAUAUUACAUGGUUCAAGGGUGCUGGGUGCUGUUGGUACACUGUUUUGCAAUACAAUAAGCACACACUGAAUGUGCAAAAGUUCUUCAAUAUAUCCUUUUGUAACAUUUUUGUUUUAUCAUUAAAACAAAGACCUAUCCUCAUUUUAUAUUUUUUCUGUUUUGAACUUGCAACUAUUUAUGUUACCUGGGUUGAUAUACAAUUGAACAUACACAGCGGAGCCACAAUAAACAACUGUAAGUAUCUUGGUGUCAAGUUGGGGUAAACUGGACUCCUUAAUGCCUGUAAAGGAAACGGUGGAAUUUUGGUUGCCUAUUGUCUUAGGCUCCUGUAUUGUACAUAUUUUGGUGUGAUAUUUAACCCAACCAUGGCACAAUAGUCAGCGGAGUUUCUGUAAAUUUUACAAUUCUGUAAAAACACCACUAUUGAUUUUGCCUAGGAACAAAUGUUAACUGAAAUUCUGAAAGGUUAUAGCUAUUAUUUAAGAGAAUGAUACAUUAUAAAAUGUUUUUUUCUUGUCUUCUUGAAUGAUUGAUUACAGCUUUGAAGGCAAGUGUAAACAACGAGGAACUGUGAUGUGAAAUGGAUGUAGUUGAGUACACAAUGUAUGUAAAGAAUGCCAUGUAUGUAAAUGCAAUUUUUCAUGUGCUUCAUUUUUUGUAUUGAUUGUGAACCAAAAGUAAAGUUCUGAAGUAAGUUGUUUGAACACAGCAGCAAAAUAACACAAAGAAAAAUAAAUAAUUUCAAAACAUCAAA